Molecule: messenger RNA, 2883 nt
Organism: Maudiozyma barnettii
Lineage: Eukaryota; Fungi; Ascomycota; Saccharomycetes; Saccharomycetales; Saccharomycetaceae
Gene: DBP10
Product: putative ATP-dependent RNA helicase DBP10
Exons: 1
Coding region: 1-2883 (960 amino acids)
Cellular component (GO): nucleus
Molecular function (GO): RNA helicase activity; RNA binding; ATP binding
Source: RefSeq, a predicted model, not a curated record
AUGGCUGCAGUGACUACUUAUAAACGGUCUAGAGAUGACAGCGAUAGUGACAGUGAUGCCGAUAUUGCAAAUGAGCUGGUAAUGGGGUCCAGCAGUGAAAGUGAAGAUGAAUCAUCUGGAGAAGUCGCUGAUAUCAUUGACUACAGUGAUAAUGAAGAGGAAGAGAAACCGAAGAAGAAGGUUCCGGUGGUUAAGAAGAAGAAAAAUAUGUCAUUCCCUGUACUAGAAUUAUCUGAUACUGAGGAGAGUAAGGCUGGUGACGAUGACGAUGAUGUGAAUAGUUAUUUCACAAAUACUAAUGCCGCAACUACAAAGCAUAAGAAAGGUAGUUUUGCCUCAUUUGGUCUUUCCAAAUUUAUCCUGGGUAAUAUUGGUCGUAAAGGGUUCCGUCAACCAACUCCUAUUCAAAGGAAAACUAUUCCAUUAAUCUUACAGAAUAGAGAUAUUGUUGGGAUGGCUAGAACAGGGUCUGGUAAGACCGCUGCUUUUGUCUUACCAAUGAUAGAAAAGUUGAAGACCCACUCAGGGAAGAUUGGUUCCAGGGCUGUGAUCCUUUCACCAUCAAGAGAACUGGCUAUGCAAACAUUCAACGUGUUUAAGGAGUUUGCUAAGGGAACUCAAUUGAGAGGUGUUUUGUUAACUGGUGGUGACUCCCUAGAGGACCAAUUUUCCAUGAUGAUGGGGAACCCGGACGUUAUCAUUGCUACUCCUGGUAGAUUCUUACAUUUGAAAGUGGAAAUGGACUUGGACUUGAAAAGUAUCGAGUACGCUGUGUUCGAUGAAGCUGAUAGAUUAUUCGAAAUGGGUUUUCAAGACCAACUAAAUGAAUUACUUGCAGCAUUUCCUUCAACUAGACAAACGUUAUUAUUUUCUGCCACUUUACCUAGUUCAUUGGUGGAUUUCGCCAAAGCUGGUCUAACGAACCCAGUGUUGGUCAGAUUGGAUGCGGAAUCAAAGAUAUCAGAUGAUUUAGAAAUGUUAUUCUUGUCCACUAAGAAUGAUGAAAGAGAAGCUACAUUACUUUAUACAUUACAAGAAAUUAUUAAGAUUCCAAUUGCUACCCCUGAGGAUAUCAAGCAAUUUAAAGAGGCCACUGAUGCCAUGAAUGAUGAAGAUGAUGAUUCUGACAACGAGAAGAAAGGUAACAACCAUAGCAAGAGGUACAGAAAAUUUAAGAAACAAAGAAUGCCAUCUGCUAACGAGUUACCAUCAGAAAAGGCUACAAUCUUAUUUGUACCAACACGUCAUCAUGUAGAGUACAUCUCUCAAUUGCUAAGAGAUACUGGUUACUUGGUAUCAUAUCUGUAUGGUACCUUAGAUCAACAUGCACGUAAGGCUCAACUGUACAAUUUCAGACUUGGAUUGACCCCAAUCCUGGUUGUGACAGAUGUUGCCGCUAGAGGUGUGGAUAUUCCAUUGUUAGCUAAUGUCAUCAAUUACUCCUUACCUUCAUCAUCCAAGAUCUUUGUUCAUCGUGUUGGUAGAACUGCUAGAGCUGGUUCCCGAGGCUGGGCUUACUCCAUUGUUUCCGAUAAUGAAUUGCCAUACUUGUUGGAUUUGGAAUUAUUCUUAGGUAGAAAAGUGCUAUUACCUCAGAUGUAUGAUGCUACCGCUAAUAUAUUGAAGAAGAAAUGGGUUGAAGACGGUAAAGAAGAACUGUUGUUUAAAGCACCUCCAAUCCCAUACACUAAACGUAUUGUAUUAGGUGCAUGUCCAAGACUUGAACUUGAAGGAUGUGGGGAUCUAUAUAAGAAUAUCUUAGAAUCGAAUUUCGAUUUGGGAGUUGCCCGUGGGGUAGCAAUAAAGGCAGAGCAAUUGUAUUUCAGAACACGUACAUCUGCCUCACCAGAGUCUGUUAAAAGAAGUAAAGAGAUUAUUAGCUCAGGUUGGGAUGACCAAAAUGUCAUGUUUGGUAAGAAUCCUGAAAAGGAAAAACUUGAUUUCUUAGCUAAAUUGCAAAAUAGACACAACAAAGAAACAGUUUUUGAGUUUGCUAGAAACCCAGAUGAUGAAAUGUCGAUCUUCAUGAAGAGAAGACGGAAACAAUUAGAACCAAUCAGAAGAAGAGCUGCCGAAAGGAAAGAAUUGCUAGAGAAGGAAAGACUUGCAGGGUUAACACAUAACAUUGAAGAUGAAAUUCUUAGAGGUGAGGAAAAUGAGGCAGGUUAUACAGUCUCACAGGAUGCUGUAAGCCAAUUCGAAGACGGUGAUGUAUUGUUGGAUCAACAGGAGAAGAAAAGUCGUAAAUCAUACAAGGAUCCUAACUUCUUCUUGAGUCAUUAUGCUCCUGUUGGGGUCAUUCAAGAUAAGCAAUUGGAACUAACGAGUGGGUUCACAAACGAUGCUGCGGAUGCAAUGUAUGAUUUGAAUAAUGAUGAUAAGGUUCAAGUGCACAAACAAAAUGCUACCGUUAAAUGGGAUAAAAAACGUAAGAAGUACGUUAAUAUGCAAGGUAUUGACAAUAAGAAAUAUAUUAUUGGUGAGAGUGGACAAAAGAUUGCAGCCAGUUUCAAAUCGGGUAAGUUCGAUGACUGGUCCAAGGCUCGUAAAUUAAAACCAUUGAAGGUCGGAGCUCGUGAGGAUGCAGUACCAUCUAACCUAUUAUCUGAUCCAACAAGUAACAAUAGCGGCCCAAUGCGUGGUAAAUUCAAACAUAAACAGAUGAAGGCCCCACGUAUGCCUGAUAAGCACAGAGACGAUUACCACAAACAAAAGAAGAAGGUUACUGCUGCUGUUGAGAGAGGUGCAUCUGUCAAGGGUUACAAUGGUAGAAGAGCUCCAAGAAGCGAACUAAGAUCCACAGCUGAUAUCCGUAAGGAUCGUAUCCAACAAGAGAAGAAACAGGCUAAGAAUGCCCGUCCAUCGAAGAAGAGGAAGUAUUGA